Molecule: messenger RNA, 816 nt
Organism: Capsicum annuum
Lineage: Eukaryota; Viridiplantae; Streptophyta; Magnoliopsida; Solanales; Solanaceae
Exons: 3
Coding region: 1-816 (271 amino acids)
Source: RefSeq, a predicted model, not a curated record
AUGAGAACAUAUUUGUGUGUAUAUGAUCUGUGGGAAGUGGUAGAGGUUGGAAGAGAGGUAAAUCUUUUGCCAAAUAAUCCAAUUAUGACACAAAUUAAGAAUCACAGAGAAGAGGUUUCAAAAAACUUUAAAGCACUCUCUUGCAUACAAUCAACACUUUCGGAAGUAAUUUUCGCAAGAAUUAUAGCGAGUGAAAAUGCAAAGAAGGCUUGGGACAAGUUGAAAGAAGAAUUUCACGGAAGUGACAAGAUUAGGCAAAUAAAAGUGAUAAAUCUGAAAAGGGAGUUUGAAAUUCUCAGAAUGAAGGAUUCAGAAAUUAUUGAAGAAUUCUCCAACAACAAAGAUCUCACAAAACUGCCACCUUCAGAACUUGUACAUGCUCUUCAAUAUCAAGAGCAAAGAAGAUCCUUGAGGCAAGAAGAAGCUACUGAAACUGCUCUUCAAGCCAAGUUCAAAGGGAAGAUGCAAAUGCAAGAGGAAGGUAAAAUCCUAGAAACUUCUACUAAUUCUAGUAGAAAUAAUCAAGGCGAUUCUCGCAGUGGAGUCAAGAAGAGAGAAAACUUUCCUCCAUGCAAGUAUUGUAGAAAAACCAAUCAUAAAGAGGAUGAUUAUUGUUUUAAGGGGAAGAAACUACCUCUCCAGUGUAGAUAUUACAAUACGCUUGGUCAUAUUGAAAGGUUUUGCAGAGUGAAGAAGGAGAACAACCAACAGACUCAAAAAACCAACAUUUCAGAAGUUGAAGAACAGGAAGAGUUUGUGUUUGCGGCGAUGGCAGCAACAAGAUUGAAUGAUGAAAACACACGGUUUCUUUGUUAA